This is a messenger RNA of Phlebotomus argentipes, 2903 nucleotides long. RefSeq names its product zinc finger protein 709-like. The transcript has 4 exons. Gene Ontology annotation, biological process: regulation of transcription by RNA polymerase II. Lineage: Eukaryota; Metazoa; Arthropoda; Insecta; Diptera; Psychodidae. Gene Ontology annotation, molecular function: RNA polymerase II cis-regulatory region sequence-specific DNA binding; DNA-binding transcription factor activity. The record is from RefSeq and is a predicted model, not a curated record. The coding region runs from base 148 to 2307 and encodes 719 amino acids.
CAUUUUGCAGUCGCAAAAUAAAUUACGUGUCUUUUAAUUAUAUGGACGAAACGUCAGAGUGAUUUCUCUGUUGUUUUGAUAAACAUUCCCAAAAUCUUUUUCCUGCGAUUUCAGCCAGAAUUCACAAUUCCACCCUAUCCGCUAGCCAUGGACUUGCUUAAGUGUAGUCCCGAGACUGUCGAUCCGGUGGAUUUCAUUGAGGACAGCUCUGGCUCCAAGGAGAGCGACUUCGCUGAGAUCGUGGAGGAGCUGAAGGCCUCGCUGGGCGGCAAGAAGUUCUUCUGUCCGCUGUGCAACAAGAACUUCCGUGACAAGUCGGGGCUGCGCAGUCACAUGAUGAUCCACUCUGGCGAGAAGCCCUUCCAGUGCCAGGAGUGCGGCAAGAGCUUCACGCAGUCCGGCGCCCUCAACGUCCAUCUGCGCACGCACACGGGCGACAGGCCUUUCUCGUGUGACCAGUGCGGCAAGCGCUUCGUGCAGGCCGGCCAGCUAAAGGUGCAUCUGCGCACGCACAACGGCGAGCGCAUGGAAGUGUGCCCGCUGUGCGGCAAGAGGUUCAUGCAGAAGGGCCACCUGAAGGUGCACAUGCAGCGUCACCGCGGCGAGAAGCCUUUUGCGUGCGCUCAGUGCGGCAAGAGCUUCCUGCAGCCGGCGCAGCUCAGGACGCACAUGCGCACGCACACGGGCGAAAAGCCCUUCGAGUGUCAGCAAUGCGGUAAGAGAUAUGCGCAGGUGAGCUCGCUGAAGCAACACCAGCUGCGACACCAGUUUCCGGGCAUCGAGGCGCGCAUGCUGAAGCUGCGCACGCCCAGGAUUAAGGUGGAGGCGAAGGCGCCGCCUACAGCGCCACAAUCUUCACUCUGUCAUCUGGACAUGUUCAAGGCGAAGCGCUACAACAUGAGCAACAAGCCGCGCACGCACGAGUGUCAGGUGUGCCAGAAACGCUUCACGCAGGCCAUCACGCUGCGCAUCCACAUGCGCCUGCACACUGGCGAGAAGCCGUAUCAGUGCCGCGAGUGCCUGAAGCGCUUCACGCAGGAGGGACAGCUGAAGGUGCACAUCCUCACGCACACGGGCGAAAAGAGGCUGGAGUGUCCGGAGUGCGGCAAGCGCUUCAACCAGAUGGGCCACCUGAAGCAGCACAUCCGCACGCACACCAAGGAGAAGCCCUACCAGUGCCCUGAAUGCCCGGCGGCCUUCGCGCAGACGGCGCACCUCAAGGCGCACCUGCGCACGCACACGGGAGAGCGCCCGUUCAUGUGUCCGGAGUGCGGCAAGAGCUUCACGCAGCCGUGCAGCCUCAAGAGCCACGUGCGCCGCCACGAGAUCGAUCGCUUCAACGCCACGAGCGUGGCGCCGGGAAAAGUCAGCCCGAUUCUCUGCUAUGAGAACUUUCUGCCGGACCUGCAGCCCACCGAGGCGGACUUUCCAGGCGAUCUGGCGAUGUUUCCCGAGCACGCGUUCCCGGUGAACGGCGACUUGCUGGACAUGCAGGCGUUCAGUCCCUUCGUGGGCAAUUUACCGCCCGAGAAGUUCGCGGACAUUCCAAUGGUGCUGGAAGAGGCGAUUCUGACGCCCCUCGUCCAGGAGGACAUCGCCAAAGUGACGAUGGGAUUCAUGGGAACCACAGAUGAGCUGCUGUGGCAGGAGGAGUCGCUGGCGGUCGCGCAGGUCGAGGAGAUUCCCGGUGAGAAGCUGAAGACGCCCGGGAAGCAGCACGAGUGUCCGGUGUGCGGCAAGUGCUUCCCGUUCCUCACGCGUCUGCGGCAGCACUAUCGCGUGCACUCGGGCGAGCGUCCGUAUGAGUGUCCCACGUGCGGGCUGCGCUUCUCCCAUCUGAAGACCAUGAAGCGCCACCAGUCCGUGCACACGGGCGAGAAGCCCUUCCUGUGCCAGGAGUGCGGCAAGGGGUUCGCGCACGACAAGAACCUCAAGUGCCACAUGCGCACGCACACAGGUGAGAAGCCGUACGAGUGCGCCGUGUGCGGGAUGCGCUUCUCGCAGUCCGGCACGCUGAAGAGCCACCUGAUGACGCACACGGGCGAGAAGCCCUUCGUGUGUCCAGAGUGCGGCAUGCGCUUCGUGCAGUCGGGCUCCCUGAAGGUCCACAUGCGCAAACACACGGGCGUGCGUCCGUACAAGUGUCCGGAGUGCGGCAAGGAGUUCCCCAAGAACACGCAGUGCAAGACGCAUCUGCGCACGCACACUGGCGAGAAGCCGUACAAGUGCGAGACGUGCGGCAAGGGCUUCACGCAGUCCGGACACCUGAAGAGCCACAUCGCGAAGCAGCACGCGGACGCGCAGUGAGGCUAAUGCGCGCAAUCAUUUGGUGCUUGACAAGGGGGAGAUAAUGUGGCUGAAAUCUGUACAGAACUUCCAAAACUCCCUUAAAUCGCUUGAUUAGUCAUCUUUUUUGAAAGACAAAGUUGGUAUUAAUUGGCAAAUGAACGCAAAAUUGCUGAUUUGCAUCUUCAAAAGGGUCAAAAAGUGUUUAAAAAUACAAUUUUUGAGGUUAUAUUAGUAAAAAUUGGCUCUGGUUCCUAACUUUAAAGAUCCAGAAUAGCGAUCUAGUCAAGAACUACAAUUUCUUCUGGCUUAAAUCGCUUAAAUCUGAAGAAUUGAUGUGCUGAAAUGAAAAUUUGUCACUAAGUUUGACGCAAAUCGAUAACAUAACCUAGAAAAGCAAUAAUUUGAAUAUUUUUCUGCGUAAAAAUUAGGAGAAACUAAGAAAUUCAAAAAUGAAUUAUAAAUGUUUAAAUCGUUAAAACAUUUCCAAAGUGCUGUACACCACUUCUGGCCAUAAUAUCUCCCCCUUGGUCUAUGUUAUAACCAUUUUAUCCAAUUUAUUGGGAGAUGCAAAGUGAUAAAAAUGCCAUGGAGAAUUUUAUUAUGAACCAACAUGA